Messenger RNA from Alligator sinensis (Chinese alligator), 3282 nucleotides. RefSeq names its product occludin/ELL domain containing 1 (gene OCEL1). The coding region runs from base 919 to 2688 and encodes 589 amino acids. NCBI's taxonomy places the organism in Eukaryota, Metazoa, Chordata, Crocodylia, Alligatoridae. The record is from RefSeq and is a predicted model, not a curated record. The transcript has 6 exons. Gene Ontology annotation, biological process: bicellular tight junction assembly. Gene Ontology annotation, cellular component: bicellular tight junction; apical plasma membrane; cytoplasmic vesicle.
GGCAGGGGUUCAGAGCCGGGCUGCAGCUGUCUCUCUCCUGCUUCUCCCUCCAUUCCUGGUGGCUUCUGCUCCCUCGCAAGUGGCCGGCAGCGGAGUGUGAAGGAGACGGCCGGCCGGUGGGCUGCCAGGAGCGGGCAGGCUGCAGGGAUGGAUGGAUGGAUGUGAAGCGUGGGGGCGCAGCACCCUCUGCCGGCUGACCCCACACCUGAGCCAGGUCCUGGGGUCUGGGCUUCUGCAGAGGCGCCUCUGCCCCUUGGGCCUGCCGGCGUGGGGCUGGUCCCUGCCCGGCCUGGGGCAGCCCUGGCGUUCCCUGCUCGGCUGGGGCAAGGGUAUGUCCUGGGCCCUGGACGCCAGCCUGACACCGCUCUGCUGCACUGCCCCUCCGCAGUGCCCUUGCCAGACUACUGACCCUGGGUCUGACCUCCGUUGCCUAGAUGAGCCGGAGAUAGGUGGGUUGGACUGGAUGUGACCUCCUGAGGUCCCUUCCCACCCUCAGCUUCUGUGAUUACAAAGCCCUGAUGAUGCUAACGAAGGACCCUCGUUAGCCACUGCCCUGUCACACGUUGGAGCUGUGCAGCGCCUGACCAGCAGUGGGUAGCAGCCGUCCACGCCCUGCCCGGCUCAUGGCAGUGUCCAGCACCAGCCUACUACUGCUGCCGGCAGGAGCUGAUCACGCUCCUCCAGCAGGUCCCCUACAUCAGGGUUGGGGAACAGUCCAGGAGCCAAGCCCUGCUGCUGCCCCGGCUGGGAGGACCGGGUUGCACACUCAUAUGCGCAUGCACGCACGCACGCACGCAGGCCUUAUCCUGUUGACGCUCGGAGCCAGGCUCUGCUGGCUCUGCACACAGCGUUUCCUGGCAGCGGGGCCGUGGGCUGCACAGUUAAUGUUUAACCAGAGGCAGAUCCCGGCUGCGCUGGAUGCGCACGGUGCCCGACGUCGCCCGGACCAGCGCUGGGGAUGAGGAGCAGCCACGAGACCCCCGUGCCACGCAGCCCCUGAGCCGUGGCUGCACUGGGCCCCGGCUGGGGCAGGAAGCAGGAGCAGGACCCCCGGCGCCCCCGUGGCUGGGUUGGAGCAGCCGAGGACACAUGGCGAAUGCCGCUUUCCCUGGAGCCACGGCCGCCCGUGAGAAGAGAAGGCCAGUCCUGACUUCGGGCAGCUUGCUGAGCUCCGCGGGGCUGACGUGGGUCACACCAGCCUCCAUUGGGGUGUCUGGGGAGCCCUACCCCACCGGGAGCGACUCGCCCUGCUCCUCGGCACCCCCCCGGCCAGCCCAGCCUGCGGUGGGAGACGUUCCCCGUGGCUCGGGAAGACCCCCGUUGAAGCCCGUGCGGCGCUUCGUCCCGCGGUCCUGGAAGAGGUUUUUCCAGCGAUGGAGGAGGGUGCCCGAGCCACGUCCCCUGCUGGCCCGUGCCCGGCCACACUCCCCACCCGUAAGUCCCCUGCUCAUGCCUGCCUCUGACAGCAGCUCCCAGGAGCCCUCCUGGUCCAGCCCGAAGGCAGAGCCGGUGGGGGUGAUGCUUCCCUCCGGCAGCCCCCCAGCCUGGUGCAGCGAGGAGGCCAAGCUGGAGGCCUAUCGCCGCAAGUACGCCUACAUGAAGUCCUGGCCGGGGCUGCUGCGGCUGCUGGCGGGGCUGCAGCUGCUGUGCGGGGGCAUGGUCUUUGCGUGCGUUUGUGCCUACAUCCAGAAGGACUAUACCGGGGCCAGCCUAGUCGACAGUGGGCUCCUCGGGGCGGGCUAUGGGGAUGGCUACUACCAGCCGAUGACGCCCUUCGUGCUGACGGCGGCCGGCCUGGCGUGGCUGGGCACAGUCACCCUGCUCAGCCUGGGCCUGACCCGGUACUACCGCUCCAUCCUGCUGGACUCGCCUUGGUGGCCCCUGGCCGAGUUCGGCAUCAACCUGGCCCUGUUCCUGCUCUACCUGGCAGCCGCCACCGUCUAUGUCAACGACGUGACCCGCGGCGGCCUCUGCUACUCCCUCUUCUCCCGCGGCCCCCUCGUUGCUGCCCUGUGCCGCGUGGCGGGGGGGCAGGUGGCCGCCCUCGCCCUCCUCUUCAUCACGGCCCUGCUAUACCUGGCCAGCGCCCUGGUCUGCCUCAAGAUGUGGAGGCACGAGACGGCGCGUAGGCACCGGGAGCCUGCCGAGGCACCGCACAGCCCAGUCCUGCUACCAGCAAGACCCAAGCGCAUCGUCUUCCAGGAUGAGGUGGUGCCCGGGAGCCAGCGGGCGAAGGUCACCAAGUGCAUCAGCUUCUCCGAGAAGGGUGGCGAGCCGGCCACCAUGAGCUGCUCCAUCCCCACGGGGCACACGCCCAAGCCACACGUCCUCCCAGACUAUGUGGUGAAGUACCCGGCGAUCAGCAGCCCGGAGGAGAGGGAGAAGUACAAGGCCGUCUUCAACGACCAGUACGCGGAGUACCGGGAGCUGCACGGCGAGGUGCGCGCCGCGCUGCAGAAGUUUCAGGAGCUGGAUGCCAUGAUGGGCCGGCUGCCGCGGCGCGCGCUCAGCAGACAGGAACAGAGCCGGGUCUCCAAUGUCUGGAAGGAGUACAAGAAGAAGAGAAAUGAUCCUGCCUUCCUGGAGAAGAAGGAGCGCUGCGACUACCUGAAGAAGAAGCUCACCCACCUCAAGGCGCAGAUCCAGGACUAUGACUGCACGGCGAAAGAGGGCUCUGUGUACUUCUGAGCCGGCGGUGGCACGGAGCAGCCCUGCCCUGGCCCCGGGACUGCCUGCUCCCGCUGCCAGGCUGGCCUGGUGCGCACUGAGUGCUCAAGCGGAGAGAGGACAAGGGGAUGGGACCCGUGGCUUCACGGAUCCCACGCACGCUGCCGGCUUGUGCAGGCAGGUCCUGUCUCUGCCCUCGUGGCCAGCUGGGCUGGGCCUACCAGCAGGGAUGCCCCACGCUCUCCAGCGGGCACCCAAGUGGGUGCUGCAGCAGUCUCGGAGGGAGUCACCUGAAUGCACCGUGCUCCCUGCCUGCCUGGCUGCGCGCCCCUGGAGCCAGGCUGGAUGAGCACCCCGUGCCCCCAGCUGCGCUCUGGAGAAGUGUGCUGUUGCACUGUGCAAUAAAAGCUGACUGCAGCUGUGUGCCACAAGCAGGUGUUUAGUGGGUGGCAAAGCGGUGCCCGGGCAGGGGUGCAUGUACCCCCAGGCUGGGGCAGGGCAGGGGCCUCGGCCGGCGGCGAAGAAGGGCUACUCCCACCCUCCCCUGCCUUUGGCUCCCAGCACAGGGGAGAAAGCCUCGUGGGCCGGCGGCGCGGAGCCGGAGCCCUCCGUCCC